AUUGGUAGCCCGGAUAAGAAUGGAUCGCUUGUUGCGUCUUGGAGGAAACAUGCCAGGUUUGGGACAGAAUUCUGCUCCCGUCGACCCACCGACUGUCGACACAGCAGAGCAAGUGUACAUAUCAUCUCUCUCACUCUUGAAAAUGUUGAAGCAUGGACGAGCCGGUGUUCCCAUGGAGGUGAUGGGCUUGAUGUUGGGCGAGUUUGUGGACGACUACACUGUGAGGGUCAUCGACGUGUUCGCGAUGCCACAGAGCGGAACGGGUGUCAGUGUGGAGGCCGUCGAUCCCGUAUUUCAAAUGAAAAUGCUUGACAUGCUGAAGCAGACCGGCCGACCUGAAAUGGUUGUGGGAUGGUAUCACUCGCAUCCAGGGUUUGGCUGUUGGCUAUCAGGAGUUGAUAUCAAUACUCAACAGAGUUUUGAGGCUCUAUCUGCUAGAGCUGUGGCUGUUGUAGUCGAUCCAAUUCAAAGCGUGAAAGGCAAGGUUGUGAUUGAUGCCUUCAGGUUGAUCAAUCCACAGUCUGUUAUGUUGGGUCAAGAGCCGAGACAAACGACGUCGAACGUUGGCCAUCUCCAUAAGCCAUCGAUUCAAGCGCUUAUUCAUGGUCUCAACAGGCAUUAUUACUCAAUGCCAAUCAAUUAUAGGAAAAAUGAGUUGGAGCAGCAGAUGCUGAUGACUUUGCAUCAGAAGGGUUGGGUUGACGGUCUAACCUUGGCAGACUAUGAAAAACACUGCAAGCUCAACGAGACAUCGGUGAAAGAGAUGCUAGAAUUAGCCAAAGCAUACAACAAGUACGUGGAAGAGGAAGAGCGGCUCACACCAGAAGAACUGGCAAUAAGAAACGUCGGAAAACAGGAUCCUAAGAGGCAUCUUGAAGAGAAGGUGAACAUUCUGAUGACAUCCAAUAUUGUGCAGUGUCUAGGUGCCAUGCUUGAUACGGUCGUCUUCUAAAAUUUAUGCACUCAGAGCAUGACGCAUAUCGUAGCAAUAGAAUUAGCCAGAAACGUAAGAGAGACGUAGACCACGAAUAAUGGCGUCAUCACUUAAUGUGAAGCCUGCCGAGUUGUUAUCGCGUGUCGGGCCUCUUAAAGGUCGAAGUCGCUCGUGUGCGUCACGAGACUUAUUCAAACGAUCAUUAUUUAGCACUGAUUGUUGACCUGAAAUCUUUUAUGUGCAAGAACCGCCCUCCUUUUCGUCGAUAACUUUGCUACUCGCACAGAUCAAUCCAGAACACUUGAUUCCAUCAACUGAAAGUUAGGGAUGAAGAGAAGUCCGCGGAUGCAGCUGAGAAAGAAGGACGACGAUCCGGAAGAGAGAACGAGUGGAAGGAGACUGUACCGCGAGAUGCUGGAGAAACAGUGGAAAGCAGAGUCAAUGAACUCCCGUGAGCAACUGCUGCUCAACCGUCAACUCCAGCUUCUCACCAAACAGCAGAGAGUUGUUACAAAUGCUAUCGAAAAAGAGAAGCAACUGCUGCUGAAAUCGUUGGGGAAAAAAGGUCUAGACACGUCAGUUUUCUCUCCCCGCCAGGACAAGUCGCGUCGAGGUCUGAGACCAGCACAAUCAUUACCUUGCCUCUUGGAUAGGGAACAAUGCAACAGGACAGGCCUGACAAGGAAGACAUCAAAUGUCCAUGUGAGAGAACUGCCGCCUCUGCAUCCUUCCCUGUGUCUCAAAUCGACCUCUCAACGACUGACAUUGCAAACCACAUCCAUGCCAUGUGUGCAUGAAGAGUCAGGCACGAACUACGGUGACUCACACAUCGACAUCACUGCACUUCCGGUCGAUACCACCCGGUCCCGCUCCCUCACUCCUCCGCUAAGACGCAGCAUGGCAUUUGAAUCUGCGGCUGCAAAUACUGUUGAGGCUCUAACGUCACCCCUAGCAGCACGGCGUAUUAAGACAGCACCCAAGGCAAACGCAGUGCGCGAAGCAAUAGGAGAAGACACCAUACUGCCUCAACUAACUGUUCUCAACUGAAAACAUUGUAAAGAUAUUUUGUGUAUAGCAUUUGUAAUGUGCUCGCAAAAAUAAUGUGGGCGUUGAUACCACAAGUUUUGUAGAUUUGUUUUUAAAAAUAUUUUAAAUAUUUUAUGUUGGAGUGACUUUUGUAUCUUAAAUUGCUUAUGUGUGGAGGGUUCUGGUAUAGUCCACUGUUCAAGUCAUGAAAUCGUAGAAAGCCGGUGUUACACGUCAGGGAUGACGUGAUUAGUGACUUAAUUAAUAGAUCAAUAAUUAAGUUGA
Corticium candelabrum is the source of this 2245-nucleotide messenger RNA. Its product is annotated as 26S proteasome non-ATPase regulatory subunit 14. Bases 20 to 952 code for a protein of 310 amino acids. Lineage: Eukaryota; Metazoa; Porifera; Homoscleromorpha; Homosclerophorida; Plakinidae. Gene Ontology annotation, molecular function: proteasome binding; metallopeptidase activity; protein binding. Gene Ontology annotation, biological process: protein deubiquitination; proteasome-mediated ubiquitin-dependent protein catabolic process. The record is from RefSeq and is a predicted model, not a curated record. The transcript has 9 exons. Gene Ontology annotation, cellular component: proteasome regulatory particle, lid subcomplex.